Messenger RNA from Paramecium tetraurelia, 378 nucleotides. RefSeq lists its product as uncharacterized. The record is from RefSeq and is a predicted model, not a curated record. Lineage: Eukaryota; Ciliophora; Oligohymenophorea; Peniculida; Parameciidae. The transcript has 3 exons.
AUGAAUACUUCCAAUAAGACUUAUGUUGAAUUCGAUUGGGUCGAAAUAUUUGAUAUUAUGAUUGCUAAGUUUUAACCGCAAUCAAAUCAAGAUUUAUACAGAUUCUAUAAUUUUAAGAUCUGUUAGCAAAAGAUUGCGAAGAUUCAUUCUUAAUGUCUAAAAGGAUUAUAUCAAAACCAAAAUUCAUCAAUAGAUUUUGAUUCACCUUAACAAUACAAAAUAAUUGUUUUUCUUAAUAUGAGGGCAGCUAUAUAUGAUUUUCUAUCCAAAAGUAUUUUGAUUCCUGAAUCCUAUAAGCAGGAUUGUUAUCUGAUCUAAAUUCACAUUCCAAGAUAAAUUUGUAACUUUAAGACUUGUCCUUUAUUCCUAGAUUAGUGA